ACCAGACAUUCACUCAGCCCUCGUGUCUUCAAAACUGUACACCUCCGCCACGCGUUUUCCGCCACGACAAACUCAUCCGUGCAACAGAGGUUGUGGCUUCUGGCGCUUGUCGACCUUCGCUGCUCCUUGCGAUGCUGCAGUGCGUGACGAGAUCCCUGUAGUGACACCAAUCAAGCCCGCGCAUCUCCAAGAAAAGCAUCCGGCUUCGACCCACCCACUUACCGCACUGGAUGACGGAAGCUGCACGACGAUCCAAUGGAUCUUCUCCAGUCGCCAUGACGGAACACGGUGAGGCUGACAAGACCAAUGUUGCUUCCGAACCAAAUGCGCCAAAGAGCGCCUCUCCCUCAAAGACAAAGGCCAAUGCGACCGGCUCCGAGGCGCCUGCAAAGGCCUCGAAAAAGCGAAGAAAGGUCAAUCAUGCAUGCAUCUACUGCAGACGUUCGCACAUGACCUGUGAUCUCGAACGACCAUGCACACGCUGUGUCAAGCGGAACAUUGGCCAUCUGUGUCGUGAUGAGCCUCGAGAAGGUGUCAAGAAGGCCAAAUCCGAGCCAGACAAUGGUGAAGGACAGAGUCAGCCUCCUCAGAUCGAACCCGCCACGUCCGAAGCAGCACCAGCCGCCACUCUCCAGCAGCCCACUGCUUCAGAUGCCGGACUCAACCUGGCACCGCAUCAACUGCCCCCCAAUGGAGAUGCAAGCACAGCAUCAGGUACUCAACCCGACCCCGUAUCCGCGCCACAGCCGCCUGCUUUGACGGCUAGUAAUCAACCCUUUGGGAGCUAUGAUGGCUUGCUCUCAUCGUCACAGAACAACUUUCAGGAUAUGCACUUUCAUCCUUCAUAUAUGUUCAAUACCUCAGAAGUGAGCAAUGAGUAUAACCUGCUCAACGACUUUCUCAACAACAGCCUCAUGGACGACGGUGCUUUCUACGGAGGCAAUGACUUCCAUUCUCUUUUUUCUGACGCUUCCCUCAUGAACCCAAUGGGCUCUCUAAACAGUAACUCUGCUUUUAAUCCUAAUGGAUCAAGACAGCAACAGUUGCUUCCACCACCUGCGCAGAAUGCAGCUACUAAUACAGCACAACGAUCCACAGGCGGGGUGCCCAUUGACAAAGCAAGAGAAAGAUACCUUAUAACAGCUGCUGAUCCGGCCGGCUCGGAUAGCCCGGAAGAGCGCAUGAACAAACUACUAAAGGCAAAAGUAGAUGCAGGACUAUUGAAGCCCUUCAACUAUGUCAAGGGUUAUGCAAGACUCAACCAGUACAUGGAACAGAAUCUGCAGCAAAUAUCCCGCGUCAGAGUACUGCGCCAGCUGGAUCGCUUCCGCCCAAAAUUUCGGGAACGAAUGCAGAGUCUGACCGACGUAGACUUGGUGCGUAUUGAAAUGUGGUUCGACAAGAGCUUGAUGGAGUACGAUCGCGUAUUUGCGAGCAUGGCUAUUCCAGCGUGUUGUUGGCGAAGAACAGGCGAGAUUUACCGAGGCAACAAGGAAAUGGCGCGCCUCAUUCACGUACCAAUGUCAAAACUCCGAGACGGUAACAUUGCUCUACAUGAGAUCAUUGCUGAGCCGUCUUUGGUAUCAUAUUGGGAAAAGUUUGGUGCAAUCGCAUUCGAUCACACUCAGAAAGCUAUUCUGACGAGUUGCUCGUUGAAAAACCCCGAUCCGAACUCCAAGGAUCCCGAAAUACGUUGCUGUUUCUCUUUCACUGUCAAGCGAGACGCGUGGAAUAUACCCGCACUGAUUGUCGGCAACUUUCUUCCCAUAACCGAGGCUACUUCUGGCCCGCUACCUGCGUCAUAGUACUUUGAUGUGAUUUCUGUAUUCAAAAACUGUACGAUGGAGCUGCUGAUUUAUGGAGGUUGCGUGCAUAUGAUGUGAUGCAUAGCAUACGUUUUAUGGGUUAAUUUACUGGAGGGUUGCGUGCAUAUGUGAUGGUGUGAUUGCAGACGCGAAAGAUAUCCAUACCUGGCUUUAGUU
Molecule: messenger RNA, 1982 nt
Organism: Bipolaris maydis ATCC 48331
Lineage: Eukaryota; Fungi; Ascomycota; Dothideomycetes; Pleosporales; Pleosporaceae
Source: RefSeq, a predicted model, not a curated record